GGGUGAGACGGACCUCGGUGUCUGCGGCGCUUCAGCCCGGGAUGAGCACACGGGGAGGGGGACGCUCUGUGUUCACCAGGCCGCUGCAAGAUGGAGACACGUCUGCAGAGAGCAAGUGUUGCAGGAGUCUUUAGCAGUGAAGGAGGACAUCAGCUGUAAGGACACCAGAGACAUUUCAGUGAGACUUAUCCAGCGUCCUGGACUUGUCCUGUGAGGAGACUAAAUGCCUUUCAUUGAGAAAAGGCUCCGGAUGUUCAAGCAGCAGAUCACUUGAUCGAGAUGGGUAAUAAACAAACUAUAUUUACUGACGAGCAGCUUGAUGCCUACCAGGACUGUACAUUUUUCACCCGCAAAGAAAUUUUGCGGUUACAUGGCAGAUACCAUGAGUUGGCUCCACAUCUUGUACCAAUGGACUACACCAAGGAGCCUGAUUGCAAAGUGCCUUUAGCCUUGAUAGUCAACAUGCCAGAGUUAAAGGAAAAUCCAUUUCGAAGCAGGAUCGUCGAGUCUUUCUCAGAAGACGGGAUGGGCAAUCUCAGCUUCAAUGAAUUCGUGGACAUGUUCUCAGUCCUCAGUGAAAUGGCUCCCAGAGAACUCAAGGCCAUAUAUGCCUUCAAAAUAUAUGAUUUCAAUGUGGACAAUUACCUGUGCAAAGAGGACCUGGAAAAGACUCUGAAUAGGCUGACAAAGGAGGAGCUGACUCCUGAGGAGGUGGAGCUGGUGUGUGAGAAAGCCAUCGAGGAGGCCGAUCUGGACGGAGACAGCAAACUCUCCUUUGCUGACUUUGAGAAUAUGAUAUCUAGGGCACCUGACUUUUUAAGUACCUUCCAUAUACGAAUCUGAGAGGGCUAAGUGGAAGCUUUCCAAGGGCGACGGCGUGAUGAACCUCAGGACUCUACCCUGAACUGUAUCCUGGCCACAGCACAGUGCCUGUCCUCCAUUCCCAUUGUCAAAAAGAAAAUCACACAUCAGUUCUCUCUGGCUCCAUCGAAGUCUGCCGAGUUAGAAAUCAAGAUAUUGGGUAAAGCUGGAUUCCCAGGACUCUGGAUUUCUCGACUGUAGAUGAAAAUGUAUUUUCCUCCUAUUACUUAUUAAGGGCUUGACCUGCUUCGGUCUCUCAUUGGGAGAAAACUUAAUUCUUCCACAUUUUAAGUUUGAAAAAUGGGAAAUGAAACGAGUCUAAAAUGAGCCAGUCGUCUCCGGAUUGCUGCUUAUACUUAAAAUGCUUAUCUACCUACAUUGCACAUGUCUUCCUACAAUGACACAGUAGAUAUAAGGUUAAAGCUUGAAGUGAAUGAAAGCACAGCAUUGGCAUUAAGGGCAUACAGAUAUUCUCUAAUUGAGCUAUGCAAUAUUUGUACAUGCGGUGUGUUGCUUUAAGUCAUGCUAGGUUGUGUUUCUCGAGCACGUUGACAAUCAUAUAUUCCUGUUCUCCGGGUUAAAUGAAGGGCUCUGUCUUCUGAACUCAUUGUGGUAUCUUUCAUCUGCCUCAGCCAUUAUCAUGAGAUGGUAGUUACAGCCAUCCUUUGGUUACUACACAUGUUACAGUAUUUUUAUGUGACUUCAGGUAUUUUUGAUAAAUGCUUUUUUUCCUGUG
Molecule: messenger RNA, 1597 nt
Organism: Hippoglossus stenolepis (Pacific halibut)
Lineage: Eukaryota; Metazoa; Chordata; Actinopteri; Pleuronectiformes; Pleuronectidae
Gene: cib2
Product: calcium and integrin binding family member 2
Exons: 7
Coding region: 280-843 (187 amino acids)
Molecular function (GO): calcium ion binding
Source: RefSeq, a predicted model, not a curated record